Cyclospora cayetanensis is the source of this 321-nucleotide messenger RNA. RefSeq lists its product as uncharacterized. NCBI's taxonomy places the organism in Eukaryota, Apicomplexa, Conoidasida, Eucoccidiorida, Eimeriidae. The transcript has 2 exons. Bases 1 to 321 code for a protein of 106 amino acids. The record is from RefSeq and is a predicted model, not a curated record.
AUGAGCGGUCAGGGCUUGCACCUGCCUCCCUCGAAUACGUCUCUGCGGGAAGAAGAGACGGCGGCCCUUCAAGGGAAUGACAUGGCACUGCGCAUUCAGAUCAAAGGUGACACCAAGCAGCUCAGUGUGAAGUGCAGCAGCGAGGUGGGUUAUGUGAAGCUCUUGUUGGCGCAGCAGCUCAAUGUGGAUGCCAGACGGCUGCGGCUGUACGCAGAGGGCGCUGAUGGCCAGAAGAAACUCCUUAUCGACCCUAUGUCUCUGUGUGACUAUAAGGAGCUCGCCGCAUCCUCGGCUACCCUUUUUGCGGAAAUAGACGAAUGA